Molecule: messenger RNA, 2224 nt
Organism: Bombina bombina (fire-bellied toad)
Lineage: Eukaryota; Metazoa; Chordata; Amphibia; Anura; Bombinatoridae
Gene: LENG9
Product: leukocyte receptor cluster member 9
Exons: 3
Coding region: 204-1517 (437 amino acids)
Molecular function (GO): metal ion binding
Source: RefSeq, a predicted model, not a curated record
CAGUCUGCAGCUAGACUACUUUGGCUUUUUUUGACAGAACACCUGGUUUAUAUAGCGUGACAUAAACAUGUGAGUCAUACUGGGAAGUGAAUCCAGUUGAGUGUAACAUUGUCACUGACAGUAGCUAGGUGUUGAAAAAACAGACUCUGAACCUAGCGUGUUGGCUACGAAGCAUAGUAUUCCAUCCUACACUGUACUGCUAAAUGAACACCUCAAUGGAUCAGUUGAGCCAGAACGUGUUCGAAUCAACAAAUGACAAAAGUAAAAUGGAUGAUAAAAACAUAGAAAAUGAAGCUGGAAAUCUGGCAGAGGUCUCUGAAACAUGCACUGAAGAGGUUACAUGUCAAUUCUUUAUCAAGGGGCGCUGUAGAUUUGGGGAAAAAUGCAGAAAUUCUCAUACAAAUAUAUCUGAAACAACCUUAUCAGCACCUGCCAAAUCCACUAAAACUGGAAAAGUGAAAACAUCUGAGCCAAAGGGUAAGAAACCACCAAUGAAAACAGCUUUAGAUGUGAUUUCCAGAAUUCGGUGGGAUGCAAUGUUACCAAAGGAAUGUUUUUCAGUGGGAUAUCUUGAUCGAUUUUUGGGUAUUAUUGAAAAGCCAUUUUCUGCUUUUUCUUGGGAUGAUUUGGCAUCUGUAAGUUAUGAUGUUCUUGCUAUACCCAAACAUCGUAUUCAGUACUUCAAAUUCAAGGAUUUAGUUGUGUGGGACAAAAGUACACGCACAGAUAAUGUGUUUGGUUCAGCAGGAAGUGGUAUGACAAUACUGGAUGUUAUUGAGAAAUAUGACUCUUUGUUGCAGACAGAAGAGCAUUAUGUACCCACAAACAAAAUUGAGCCUAAAGACUUAGAAGAAGAGUUAAACUUUAUGGAGACUGAUGAACAAACCAACGAAUGUAGCAGUCAUAGGGACAGUGCUGAAAAAUUGAGACCUAGCCACUUUAUAGCAGUUCGCAUUAGCAGUGAAGAUGUGAAAAGCUCUGUAAAACAGAUACAAAAUCUAUUACUAAAAAAUAAUCCAGAAUUUGCCGAAUUUUGUUCACCUUUACCAACCCUUCAUUUAACAUUGUGCCUCCUGUUUUUAAACAGUCCAGAAGAAAUUCAAAGUGCUUUGUUAGCUCUUCAAGAAUUUAAAUCUGAGCUUCAAAGAAUACUUCCUCCAAGCCUCAUACUUGGUUUUGAAGGCCUAAAGGAUUUUCAUUCGCAUGUACUUUACUUGGCACCAUCAUCAAUAACAGAGUUAUCAAAGUUUGCAGAUACUCUAAUUCCCUAUUUUUGCAGCAAAGGUUUAAAAGUUAUACGUUCAACAGAUACCACUAAUUUUCAUGUUACAAUUGCAAAAAUACCCAAACACGCUUUAAAAAGAAAUCCUAGCCUCCUUUUCCCUCAGGAGAUUUAUGAAAAUGAUCACAAACAUUUCGGAGCACAGCAGGUUGAUAGUCUUAGUUUUUGCUAUGCUGGUAGUUCAAGACGUACUGAUGGCUUCUAUACAACACUUAUGGAAUUAUCAUUAUAUUGAACUGAAUUAUUAAUUGAAUACAGGGCUCGAGAUGCACCUGGCUUUCAACCCCCAACAUACCAGUGUUCCCCCCACUUGGCACCUGAAAUGUAGCCCCAAAUUUCAGAGAACAUGCAAUUUUAAGCAACUUUCUAAUUUACUCCUAUUAAGUUUUGUUUGUUCUCUUACUAUCUUUAUUUAAAAAAGCAGGAAUGUAAAGUUUAGGAGCUGGACCAUUUUUGGUUCAGCACCUGGGUAGUGCUUGUUGAUUGGUGGCUAAAUGUAGCCACCAAAAAGCAAGUGCUAUCCAGGGUUCUGAACCAAAAAUUGGCAGGCUCCUAAACUUUACAUUCGUACUUUUCAAAUAAAGAUAGCAAGAGAAUGAAAAAUAGGAUUAAAUUAAAAGUUACACGCUCUAUCUGAAACAUGAAAGGAAAACAAAAUCUGGGUUUAGUAUCCCUUUAAGGAGCAGUGCGUUCCGCUGUUCAUACAAACUGCUACUCCUAAGUUUCUAAAUCUCUGAAAAUCUGAGACACCCUUCUGGCUGCGCUUCUGCAUACUAAUUGACUUAACUUUACUCACUAACUGGAAAUUCUGAUCAUUUGGAGCAAAAAGUCCCAUUAUUUUUUCUGUCUGUGGCUGAAAGCAGUUUACCUUUGCUGCCAUCUGCUGGACAUAAUUAUUAAACUCUUCAAGACACUGCUUUAGCAAUAAAAUUAUGAAGAGUG